Trypanosoma cruzi is the source of this 627-nucleotide messenger RNA. Its product is annotated as mucin TcMUCII, putative. Bases 1 to 627 code for a protein of 208 amino acids. NCBI's taxonomy places the organism in Eukaryota, Euglenozoa, Kinetoplastea, Trypanosomatida, Trypanosomatidae. The transcript has a single exon. The record is from RefSeq and is a predicted model, not a curated record.
AUGAUGAUGACGUGCCGUCUGCUGUGCGCCCUGUUGUUGCUUGCCCUGUGCUGCUGCUGCCCGUCCGUGUGCGUUUCAGAUAAAUCUGCCGCUUUGUCACAGGUGACAACAUCACAGACAUCAACUAAUCCUGGAGCUAAUGGAAGCGGCCCCAGUCAAUCGAAGUCUGCAACAGGGGGAGCAUCACAGGAGACCGGUCAUUCAGAUCUUUCAACAGCGGGGUCCGUUGCAAAGCCGGGAAAUGGUGGCGGAGAGGGAUCAGGAUCUACCAGUACUGCAGGUCUGGAACCAAAAGUAAGUACCGGACCAAAUAAAUCACUGACAGAGGGCACGAACGGUAUGACAGGACAACAAAGUCGCACUGAAACAUCCGCAGAACAAAAAAAUAAGGAGUCUGAAACUUCCGCUCAGACAACCACCACGACCACCACUACGACAACCACGACAACGACCACCACCACUACAACAGUGGCACCAAUUACUACGACUACAGAGGCGCCAGCUGUGUCGACCACCCGCGCACCGUCACGUCUUCGCGAAAUCGACGGCAGCCUCAGCAGCUCUGCGUGGGUGUGUGCCCCGCUGGUGCUUGCCGCAUCCGCGCUGGCGUACACCGCUGUGGGCUGA